AUGAAGCUCGAUACAAGCGCAUUGCGCUACCUCACAAGUGACGAUUGGCGCGUAUUGGCUGCAUUCGAACAAGGCAGCAAAAAUCAUGAAGUAGUGCCAACACCUCUGAUUCAAUCUAUCUCUGGCCUCAGAGGAGGCAGCGGUAUCCACAAAAACAUCUCGAAUUUAGCGAAAGUCGGGCUCAUCGCGAAAGUGAAAAACGCAAGAUAUGACGGCUAUCGGCUCACAUACGGGGGACUCGACUAUCUCGCACUCAAUGCUCACCGUAGAUCCAACACAAUCUUCUCACUCGGCAACCAGAUUGGUGUCGGCAAAGAGUCAGACAUCUACAUCACAGCAUCACCCGAAGGCCGCCAACAAGUUCUCAAGCUCCAUCGUCUAGGUCGGAUCUCAUUUCGCACAGUCAAGGCCAAUCGCGAUUAUCUACGGAAAUCUGGACCCUCUGGCACAGGCGACUGGAAGUAUCUCUCCCGUCUCGCAGCUCACAAGGAGUAUGAAUUCAUGCGAGUACUCCACAGAGAAGGGUUCCCGAUACCAGAACCACUGGCCUGGAGCCGUCACACAGUAGUUAUGGAGUUCAUCGAUUCAUUUCCCCUGCGCAUGGUCGAUGAAGUCGGAGACCCUGGCACGCUGUAUGCCGAGCUGAUGGAUUUGAUCGUCCGACUUGCGCAACGGGGAUUAAUACAUGGCGAUUUCAACGAAUUCAACAUUCUGAUCAAGGAGAAGCCGAGAGCAGAUGGCUCUGUCCAAGUCAUCCCCAUCCUGAUUGACUUUCCGCAGACGGUGAGUACGAAUCACGCGAAUGCUCAAUACUACUUCGAUCGGGAUGUGGCUUGCGUCAAGAGAUACUUUGAGCGAAGAUUCAAGUAUACAAGUGAUGCCAAGGGACCCACCUUCAAGGAAGCCCUGAAGGGCGCUGAUCCCGAGAGGCGGCUAGAUGUCGAAGUCGAAGCUAGCGGCUUUUCGAAGAAGAUGAUGAAGGAGAGCGAAAGGUUUCUAGACGGGACUCAAGCUGAACCAGUCGUUGACGCCGAGGACGAGGACGAGGACGAGGACGAGGACCACGAAGCAGGAGAAGAGGAUGAACGAGAUGAUUUGGGCGAGCAGGAGGCCGAAAGAGAGGCAGAGGAGAGGCCAGAUGCGCAGACUGGAAACCCAGGACUCGCUGAGGGGCUUGAGAGUCUGUCUGUUGAUGAUAGUGCAAGGAUGAAGAUGCGCACCAUGGCAGAUUUUGGCCUUCAGCCAAUAGAGUUGCCACAAGAGCCCGACGUGAUCGCUGAAAAGUUGCAUACGAAGAAGAAGGUGACUGGAUGGGCGAUCUGA
Sphaerulina musiva SO2202 is the source of this 1323-nucleotide messenger RNA. RefSeq names its product Rio2_N-domain-containing protein. Gene Ontology annotation, cellular component: cytosol; nucleus; preribosome, small subunit precursor. Gene Ontology annotation, molecular function: protein serine/threonine kinase activity; ATP binding. Gene Ontology annotation, biological process: maturation of SSU-rRNA; protein phosphorylation. The transcript has 3 exons. Lineage: Eukaryota; Fungi; Ascomycota; Dothideomycetes; Mycosphaerellales; Mycosphaerellaceae. The coding region runs from base 1 to 1323 and encodes 440 amino acids. The record is from RefSeq and is a predicted model, not a curated record.